AUGGAGCGAACGAAACGAUCCGCCGGCAGAUGCCCACCCAUCACGGAGAUAUUCAGCCUAAGAGCAUCUCCAGUCGCGUCCCCCAAAGCGUCCCCCAAAGGGAUUUGGGGCGCGCCGGAUAAAAAAAGCGUUCCAGCCGCGUCCCUCAAAGCCCAUUUUUGUCCGGCGCGGCCCGAUACGGUGUCCGGCGCCCCGAGCCCGUCCCCGUCCCACAGGGGACGCUCGGGGGACGCCGGACACAACGAAAAGCGAGGCGGGCUCCCACAUGUCGGCGACUAUUUGCAUAAACCGUUGGUUCGCGCCUCUUUUCUCGUCGCUCCUUCCUUCCCGCGCCUCCCACCCCACCGCCGCCGCUGGAUUUCCCGGCCGUUUGGGCGUCUGAUCUCUGCUGAGAGUCGGCACCGUUGUCGCGGCUCGGGCUCCCGCCGGUCGUGCCGCCGCCGCGUCGCCAGCGCGUCCCAGAACGCGCCGUCAAAUCCGCCCCACCUCCGCGCACAGAAGGUGCUCGACGACUUGCCAGCCAUGGACAGCGACGAUGAGAUGGUUGCCCUGCUGCUGGAGGACGAGCAAGCGUUCGACGACGACCUGCGGGAGCAUUUGCUGAUCAUCGCGUCCCUCCAGGACAUGCUUGACGCUGAGGCGGAGAAGAGGAAGAGGCCGCCUAUUGUGGGUGCUAAUAGAAGUGAAUGUUUCCUUCAUUUUGUUGAGAGAAUUCUACAAAGGAUUAAAGGAUGGAAGGAGAAAAUGCUUCCUAUAGGAGGAAAAGAGGUUUUGAUUAAGGCAGUAAUCCAGAGCAUUCCUGUUUACUUCCUCCUGCCUAAAAAUGUUUGCAAGAAAAUAACUGAUAUUAUUGCCCAAUACUGGUGGGGUGAUGAUGAAAAGGGGAAGAAAAUGCACUGGUAUGGAGGUUGA
Molecule: messenger RNA, 912 nt
Organism: Lolium perenne
Lineage: Eukaryota; Viridiplantae; Streptophyta; Magnoliopsida; Poales; Poaceae
Source: RefSeq, a predicted model, not a curated record